Messenger RNA from Trichoplax adhaerens, 1077 nucleotides. RefSeq lists its product as uncharacterized. The coding region runs from base 1 to 1077 and encodes 358 amino acids. Gene Ontology annotation, molecular function: G protein-coupled receptor activity. Gene Ontology annotation, biological process: G protein-coupled receptor signaling pathway. The transcript has a single exon. The record is from RefSeq and is a predicted model, not a curated record. Lineage: Eukaryota; Metazoa; Placozoa; Uniplacotomia; Trichoplacea; Trichoplacidae. Gene Ontology annotation, cellular component: membrane.
AUGUCCGUCAAUCAAACUGUGCCAAAACCUCAUUCUACUCAUGAUCUGUUAAUGGCUAAAUUGGCAUCGAUUAUAAUUUAUGAAUUUAUUGGAUUUUUUUCAUUAUUAAACAAUGGUUUGCUAAUUUAUCUCAUUUUAUCACGUCGCCAACUACGUAAAGUAAUGAAUAUUAUCAUCAGUAGUAUGGCGAUAGGUACUAUUAUCUUUGCGAUAUUUUACUGCUUAUUACAUCCAUUGGAAGUAUUAUCUUUUCGUAUCAACUCGAUCUUUUGUCAUUUAUUUGGACCAUUUCGAAAUUUUAGCUUAGCUAAUUUAUCAUUUCAUCUGAGUCUGCUUAGUUUGGAAAAAUAUAUCGUCAUUGCCUAUCCCUUUCACUCUAGUCAGAUUAUUACCAAAUUUAAAAUUUUUCUUUCUCUCAUAUUUGUGUGGGUUGGAGCCUUUCUCCUAUCCUUUUUUCCUGUUUUUGUCCUAAGAAAAUAUGAUCCUAUUGAUCGUAAAUGCCCUAAGGUAGGAGAUGCAGAGCAAGAAUUUAUCUAUUUUACUUGCUUUUAUGCCCUUGCAUUUGGUCUACCGUUAGCUAUUAUGCUGUUUGCUUAUGGUUCCAUCUGUCGAAUUGCUUUAAAGCAUAUGCGAGAUAUUAGAGAGAAGAAUUUACCCGGAAAUGCAGAGGUGCAUCAUGAGAUACGCAGACGUGUCCAUGCCGCUAAACCGUUACUGAUUAUGGUCGGCACUUUCUUUAUAAUGUGGACACCAUAUAUUAUUUUUACGGUCAUCAUUUUCAUUUAUGGUCGACAUGCUGCUCAGAGACAACAGCUCCUCUUUCAUUAUGAAAUUUUUGCUAAAUUACAAGCUGUCCAUCGCGAUAUCUUACUUCCAGUAGCACUAAGUUAUUGUGCAAUCAAUCCAAUCAUCUAUGGCUUCUUCAAUCCUGGUAUAAGGAGAGCAUUUGUUGCUAUGAUUACUUGUAAGCCUUAUCACGCUUACAGUGGUGGUACCUCGAUAACAUCAUGUAAUAAUGAUACUAGCUAUAAAUCAAACUGGAAUCGAUUAAGUGCCGCACAACAAACUAAAGCAUGA